Molecule: messenger RNA, 2022 nt
Organism: Leptosomus discolor (cuckoo roller)
Lineage: Eukaryota; Metazoa; Chordata; Aves; Leptosomiformes; Leptosomidae
Source: RefSeq, a predicted model, not a curated record
AUGGCGACAGAGGUGCUGUACCCGAGGAGCGGCGCCACUUUGAAGGCGGAUUGUGUAAACAAACCGUUUGUGCAGAGGUGCCACGAUCUGGAGACAGUCAUCGAGGAGUUUCCCGCCAAGGAACUACAUGGCAUCUUCCCGUGGCUGGUGGAGAGCAUUUUUGGUAGUCUGGAUGGCGUCAUUGUAGGCUGGAAUCUUCGCUGCUUGCAAGGAAGAACAAAUCCUACUGAAUAUUCUGUGGCUUUGGAUUUCCUGGAUCCCAGUGGCCCAAUGAUGAAGCUGGUUUACAAACUUCAAGCAGAAGAGUACAGAUAUGAUUUCCCAGUCUCGUAUCUUCCAGGCCCUGUGAAGGCUUCAAUACAAGAGCAAGUCCUACCAGAAUGCUCUUUAUACCACAACAAAGUCCAGUUUACUUCAUCUGGUGGUUUAGGUUUGAAUUUGGCUCUUAAUCCAUUUGAAUAUUACAUGUUUUACUUCGCAAUUAGUUUGAUCACACAGAAGAACUCACCCGUGGCCCAUCACGUCAGCCCUUCCAACAGUGCUUAUUUCAUCUUGGUGGACACGUACCUGAAGUGUUUCCUACCCACAGAAGGAAGCGUCCUUCCUCUGCCUUCUUCAAAUCCUGGGGGAGCCAUCCCUUCCCCGACUCCCAGGUCUCCCGCAGUGCCUUUCACUUCCUACGGCAUGCAUCACACCAGCUUGCUGAAACGGCACAUUGCCCAUCAGCCUUCUGUGAACGCCGACCCAGCUUCCCAGGAGAUCUGGAGAUCAGAAACACUGCUUCAGAUCUUUGUUGAAAUGUGGCUUCAUCAUUAUUCACUGGAAAUGUAUCAGAAAAUGCAGUCCCCUCAUGUCAAGCUGGAGGUUCUCCACUACCGACUCAGUAUCUCCAGUAAACACCACGGUAGUCCUGCCCAAUCCAGCUACCAGGCCCUCCACGCAUACCAAGAGUCAUUUAAACCCACUGAAGAGCACGUGCUAGUGGUAAGACUGCUUGUGAAACAUCUGCAUGCUUUCAGCAACAGCCUGAAACCAGAGCCUCUCUCCCCUUCGGCCCACUCCCACACAGCCAGCCCACUAGAGGAGUUUAAAAGGGUUGUAAUUCCUCGGUUUGUCCAGGAGAAACUUUAUAUCUUCCUGCAACACUGUUUUGGCCACUGGCCUCUGGAUGCCUCUUUCAGAGCAGUUCUUGAGAUGUGGUUAAGUUACUUGCAGCCUUGGAGGUAUGCUCCAGAAAAGCCACCACAAAGCGCAGAGCCCUUGCCUCGCAGCGUGCCAGAGAAAUGGGCUGCCUUCAUUCAAGAAAACCUACUCAUGUAUACUAAGCUGUUUGUAGGAUUUCUGAACAGAGCUCUUCGAACAGACUUGGUCAGUCCAAAAAACGCUCUCAUGGUGUUCCGAGUGGCCAAGGUCUUUGCUCAGCCCAAUCUAGCUGAAAUGAUCCUGAAAGGAGAACAGUUAUUCCUGGAGCCAGAACUUGUUAUUCCCCAUCGUCAACACCGACUUUUUAUGACCCCCACACUUGGUGGAAGCUUCUUGUCAUCGUGGCCUCCAACUAUUACAGAUGCCUCAUUUAAGGUGAAGAGUCACGUUUACAGCCUGGAAGGACAGGACUUCCAGUACAAACAGAUGUUUGGCACAGAAGUCAGAAAUCUGGUGUUAAAACUGGCUCAGUUAAUUUGUCAGGCGCAGCAGACGGCAAAAUCCAUAUCAGACCAUUCUGCAGAGACAAUGGCUAGCCAGUCCUUCUUUUCGUGGUUUAGAUUUACACCAUCUGAGAUAAAUGGUUCCUACACAGGCAAUGACCUUGAUGAAAUUGGGCAAGACAGCAUCAAAAAAACAGAUGAAUAUUUAGAGAAAGCACUGGAAUACUUGUGCCAAAUCUUUAAGCUGAAUGAAGCCCAGCUGACCCAGAUGAUGAUGAAGUGUGGGACAGCUCAAGACGAGAAUGGAAAAAAACAGCUCCCAGACUGCAUUGAAAGCGAGGAUGGCCUCAUUCUUACACCCCUUGGCAGGUACCAG